Molecule: messenger RNA, 2380 nt
Organism: Chanos chanos (milkfish)
Lineage: Eukaryota; Metazoa; Chordata; Actinopteri; Gonorynchiformes; Chanidae
Gene: ubiad1
Product: UbiA prenyltransferase domain containing 1
Exons: 3
Coding region: 188-1228 (346 amino acids)
Biological process (GO): menaquinone biosynthetic process; vitamin K biosynthetic process
Cellular component (GO): endoplasmic reticulum; Golgi membrane
Molecular function (GO): prenyltransferase activity
Source: RefSeq, a predicted model, not a curated record
UUGACACGUAGCUGGUCUGCCGACGCAAUGGUGGAGUGUAUGAUUUGACUAGCCCAAUUAGCAAGCAACGGUCAGAGAAAGAUGUAUCGACAGUGCCUGACUUUUCCCCCGUUCUUACCUCGACAUUGUUCUAUAACAGGGUGAAGUGCUGCUGCUGCUGGUGCUUCAGAAAAAGUCAGACAGAAUUAUGGAUGCGGGACAUAAACCGUCAAAUGCAGAGACGUACGUACUGGCAGGAUCCAAUGGACACAAUGGAGCAAAAGAACUGGGUUUAAAUGACAUGGAGCGAAACCACGUUGGAAGAUUCUACGGAAUGGCCAGAAUGGCAUCGGACGUGCAGAAUAAAUGUGCGGCAUAUGUUUUAGCGCUCCGGCCGUGGAGUUUUAGUGCCUCGCUCACGCCCGUAGCGCUUGGCAGUGCACUUGCGUACAAACUGGAAGGCUCCGUUGACCUUUUAAUUCUCCUGGUUUGCGCGGUGGCGGUUCUCGUGGUACACGGAGCGGGGAACCUUGUGAACACGUAUUACGAUUUUUCCAAAGGGAUUGACCAUAAAAAGAGCGAUGACAGGACUUUGGUCGAUCAGAUUUUGGAGCCCCAGGACGUGGUGAUGUUUGGGGCUUUGUUGUAUUCUGUGGGGUGUCUUUGUGCGACCCUUCUCUAUUUUCUUUCCACGCUGAGGCUGGAGCAUCUAGCGCUCAUUUAUUUCGGUGGUCUCUCCAGCUCUUUCCUCUACACAGGAGGUAUUGGGCUGAAGUAUGUGGCCCUGGGUGAUGUAGUCAUCCUCAUCACGUUUGGUCCUCUGGCCGUCAUGUUUGCCCACGCUGUGCAGGUGGGCUACCUGUCGGUUCUGCCGCUGGUUUACGCCGUUCCCCUGGCCCUCAACACAGAAGCCAUCCUUCACAGCAACAACACACGGGACAUGGACUCAGACAAACAGGCAGGCAUCGUGACACUGGCCAUACUGAUCGGGCCAGCGUUCUCCUACAUCCUCUACAACCUGCUCCUCUUUGUCCCGUACGUUCUCUUCUGUAUCCUAGCAACGCGAUACACCAUCAGUAUGGCUCUACCCUUGCUAACCUUACCCAUGGCCUUCCCAUUGGAAAGGCAGUUUCGUAGCCAGUGCUAUUCCAAGAUCCCCCAAAAAACUGCAAAGCUUAACAUGUUAAUGGGACUCUUUUACGUGUUUGGGAUCAUUUUAGCACCACAAGGCAGCUUGCCACUACUGUGAGCUUGACUUUUUUUCCCCCCUCUUCCAUCUUUUCUUUUUGAUUUAAACAAAAAUGAUUAAGUAUCUGGGCAACUUGUUUGUAUUUAUGAUGAUAUAUGUCAGAGGUUUUAAAAACAAGGACGAUAAUUUAUUGUUUAAUUUAUACUGAUGUGAAAGUAGCACUUUUGAAUUCCCAAGCUGCCCAGAAACAUCAGUUGAGCAGUAUUAUUUGAGUACAUUUGUUUAUGUAGGAGAGUCGCCGUAAUUCAUUUGGAUGUAAAGAUGACUGAGAUUUCUGUUCUUUGGCAGAGUGGUAGCUCUCAGCGCAGUCUGCAAGGAAACUUCAGAAGAAACCGUUCAUAUCGCACUGUCGUGUCAAAAACUGUCCUAACCUGAUAGGUUAUGUCAAAAGUAGUGUUUUCUGUAGGACCAAAAAUAUGUGUGACAGGGAGCCACAUUUCCUAAAAGUUUCCACCAUUGCCACAAAAUAAAAAGAGAGAGAAAAAAAGGGGUGUGUCACACCGAAACCAUAUCUGUCCAGUAACACAUGAUUUCUGGCCUGUGUUUUCAGACAGAUUUACAGAGACAGUCAUUUUACAGGUUCACCCAUUACUUACUUGCCAUAACAGAACACAAUAAACUAUAGAAGACUCCUGUUUUUCUAAAUGAGCUCCAACAUUGAGAACUAAUAAUUGUGUAUUCGCAGAUGACUUUUCUAUAAUCUUAUGAUAACACAACAGAUGAGGCCCACUGUUUGCAUAAAACGCUCCAUACUGUCAAAGCCUUUGUCACGGUCAAUGGUAUGCAUCAUAUUUUGACUGUUUUAGUCUUUCAUGAAAUAAAAUCACUAAUGUCCCUGUAAUGGAAGCACACGUUGAAACUUUUAAGUGCGUAUGGCUCUGUAUUCAGGAGACGCUGUCAUAUUAGAAGCAGAAGAGGCUGAUGUGAUAGUCUGGCGCCAAACUCAAACUUUGCCCUUUUUGGGAAGUGUUCGAAGGACAGAAAUGCUGGUUAGGUGAGAGUCUGUGUGAGGAACUGUGUUCGGUGAGGUAUCUUAGGAGUAACUUCCAGAUCUUUUCAGAAUAAAGACUGUUUGGCAACCACUGGUGUCUGCAUGCAGUUCGUGGGACAUGUCAUGGUGAUAUGUUACAGACUUAAGGCAUCAGAGGGCUG